This is a messenger RNA of Protopterus annectens (West African lungfish), 3220 nucleotides long. RefSeq names its product potassium voltage-gated channel subfamily D member 3. The record is from RefSeq and is a predicted model, not a curated record. Gene Ontology annotation, cellular component: voltage-gated potassium channel complex; membrane; neuronal cell body. The transcript has 2 exons. NCBI's taxonomy places the organism in Eukaryota, Metazoa, Chordata, Ceratodontiformes, Protopteridae. Gene Ontology annotation, biological process: potassium ion export across plasma membrane; protein homooligomerization. Bases 2108 to 3220 code for a protein of 370 amino acids. Gene Ontology annotation, molecular function: A-type (transient outward) potassium channel activity; protein binding.
UGACAAAGUAAUGGGAUUGGUUGGUCCUGCCCUGUUAUAGAUUCUAAAGCAACAGGUCAAUAAAUGAAAUGGUUCAACAGAAUAACGUGUCUCUUUUCUUUCUGCUACAGAUGAUAGCUUAGAGUUGCUGGAUGUGUGGGAAAAAAGAAAAAGCAGACAUCUGGAUUCCCUACAUAAAAGAAGAUCAGACGUUUAUCAGAUGGAAUUGCUUCCGUGUGUAAGAGAGGCAACCAUUGUACUGCAUCACAUAUUAUCAUCUUUUCUAUCAGUAAUUAACGUCAAUGACAUUGCACGUAAAAGACCCUCGUUGGUGUGAAUCUAAACCUCAGUAUUUAUUUUCAAAGAGAAAGUAGCCUCUAUCUAUCUCUGGAAUCAACCAUCCAAUACUCCGUCACUUAUGAUGUCGUAUGACCCCCUUAUACUAUAGGUAAUUUGUGUUACGUUCGAUAUUGGUAACAGAGGCUUUUUUCUUUAUAAAUAAAUGGCAGGGCUUUGAAAACUGGAUCAUAAUACAAAAACGAGCGAGCAUUUUAUAUAAUUAUAAUUUAAUCAAUCGCAAAACUUACAGGGAUGUGUGCAUAUUAACAGUGAAAUACUGUACAUUUCCGGGAAUUUAAUUCUAUGGAAUUUAUUUAUGUGACAAAAAAUGAGCAUGUGUUGGUUGGUGGGGGUUUGAUAGACUACUCCCGCAGUGUUGGGUUUGCCAGAUGUCAGUACAUCUCACCGCAGGUGUAUACACAUCUUUCCUUCUGUCAAUAUGUAUUUACAACUUUAUGUUUAUUUUUGAAUUUCCCCACCCAAUUGCACCCACAGACAGACAGACAGACAGAAAAAUAACGUGUUUAAACAACUAAUGUGUUUAAAACUGCAUUUGCAAUAUGCCACUUUAAGGUUUAUGAGUCGGUGGCCCAUUCAUGCCUUCUUUGGAAUUGAGCCUGCUUAUGUUUUUGAAGGCUAUAGUGAGUGAGCGCAGUACCUUCAACUAUAUAUAACCUUGUUAUCGUUCAUGUUAAAUCUACAACGAGAAUCUACAUAUCUUCGCUUUCCUAUAUAAGCGCACCAGUUGUCAGCAAAAUUGGUUCAUGCCCUGCUGCCACCCCCGUCAACAAAUAAGGAUAAUGCUUAACCUUUCCAUCCAGGCAGUAUACACCUGGCUAGACUCGAGCCACCAACCAUCACUGUACUUAGUGGCACCUGCUCACGACAAAAAUCACGCAAAUAAAUGAAUAACACAUGCACGUGGAAGUAUUUCAGCAAGAGGCAAGGGCAGACCCGACGUCCUACACAAACACAUUAGGAAACAUUCACAGCAAGAAAUGCAUUUUUUGAGUAUGACUACGAAACACUCCGGUGUGAAUGGUUAAAUUAAAAGAUAAUACUUAGAAAUAUGAAGUAAAGCAUGGAAGCAGUAUUAAAUUAAUGUAAUAGUAAACAUCAAGCAAAAGAAAAACUGAAGAAAGUGAGAAGCAGCAGAGUAUGUUGGUACAUGUUCCUGAAGCACAGCACAACAGUAGUGUGCAGUCAGUACAUUAGCAUGCAUUGCCAGCUCGGGUGGAUAUUUAAUGGCUCCGUUUGCUAGUGUCUCUGUCUCACUUGCGCGCUCGCCUGCUCGCUCCCUUUGCAUCUGGGAUCGGAACGCCUGUCUCCUAGUGCUUGCUCUUCAGAGUGCCUCUCUGGGUCUGAGACUUAACGGAGAAGUCGCCCUUGACUCCUUCCUUUGACCACCUUGAGCACAAGAGACGUACUGCCACAGGGAUCUAGUCUGUAAGGCUACUACCAGUUGCUGUUGAACGAGCAGCAGCACCACAAAGUCCAUAAGCUGGAGAAUCCGAAUGCAUUGAGCCUUUACAAAAGGAGCGGGGCUAGUCCUUUAUCUCCUCCACAUAAAUGCACUGCUUCAUUUCUUUACUGUGGAGUGUGCAUUUUCAUUUUCCAUUGCUUGGAUGUAUAUUUGACAUUUGGAUCUGAGACUGAGACGAGACUAGACCUUAUUGCACAAAGGAGAUCUUCCUAAUGGGUUUUUAGUUCCAGAGAUGGUUCCUUAUCAAAAGUCAAGCUGGUUUUAAAAGCUGCAGAACUGUCCUUCUUGCCAAGGCCUGCACUCAUCAUGGCAGCAGGCGUUGCAGCAUGGCUGCCCUUUGCCAGGGCAGCUGCCAUUGGUUGGAUGCCAGUGGCAAAUUGCCCCAUGCCAUUGGCACCAACUGAUAAAGUCAAACGACAAGAUGAGCUGAUGGUCUUCAAUGUGAGUGGAAGUAAGUUUCAGACAUGGAGAACAACGCUGGAAAGAUAUCCUGAUACUUUACUUGGAAGCUCAGAAAAGGAGUUCUUCUUUAAUGAAGAGACUAAGGAAUACUUCUUUGACCGGGAUCCAGAUGUGUUUAGGUACAUUUUAAAUUUUUACAGAACUGGAAAAUUGCACUAUCCAAGAUAUGAGUGUAUUUCCGCUUAUGAUGAUGAGCUUGCGUUCUUUGGAAUCUUACCUGAAAUUAUUGGAGAUUGUUGCUAUGAAGAAUACAAGGACAGAAAGCGUGAAAAUGUUGAACGAUUAAUGGAUGAUAAUGAAUCUGAGAAAAAUCAAGAAGGUUCCAUGCCAUCUCUAAGUCACCGAGAGGCAAUGUGGAGAGCUUUUGAGAACCCCCAUACAAGUACCUUAGCCUUAGUGUUCUACUAUGUAACUGGUUUCUUUAUUGCAGUAUCAGUAAUUACCAAUGUGGUUGAAACUGUUCCUUGUGGGACAGUCCCUGGGAACAAAGAACUGCCAUGUGGAGAGCGUUAUGCUGUGGCUUUCUUUUGCUUGGACACAGCUUGCGUCAUGAUUUUUACUGUUGAGUACCUUUUAAGGCUAUUUGCGGCACCCAAUCGAUAUAGAUUUAUUCGAAGUGUAAUGAGUAUUAUCGAUGUAGUCGCCAUUUUGCCAUACUAUAUUGGUUUGGUGAUGACUAACAAUGAGGAUGUCAGUGGAGCCUUUGUGACUCUCAGGGUCUUUAGAGUCUUCAGGAUUUUCAAAUUUUCCCGACAUUCCCAGGGUUUGCGGAUCCUGGGAUAUACACUUAAGAGCUGUGCCUCGGAGCUUGGCUUUCUUCUCUUCUCUCUUACGAUGGCAAUCAUUAUAUUUGCUACUGUGAUGUUUUACGCAGAGAAAGGUUCUUCAGCCAGUAAGUUCACCAGUAUCCCAGCCUCAUUCUGGUACACUAUUGUUACUAUGACAACACUUGGGUAA